Molecule: messenger RNA, 1841 nt
Organism: Vitrella brassicaformis
Lineage: Eukaryota; Vitrellaceae
Source: the annotation of a GenBank genome assembly
CGCGAGCGCAAAAAGAAGGCAGAAGAAGAGUCAUAGCAGUGUAUAGCAUCCUCCAUCAUGCCGAAGGUGGUCUCCUUCAGAAACAAGUGCGAACGGACAGAAUCAGAUUUCCCUUUCAUUCGCGUCUUCAUCUGUCUGUGUGCUUGGCUGGCAUACGCAGGGUGUUCACGAAUGCGAAUCGCAACCUGCGUGACGACAAGUUCCACGUAUUCCACUGUAAGCCAUGGCAAGCCUUCACACAGCCGGAACACAACACACGCAGUGAUCUGUGUGGUGUGGAUGUCUGUGUGUGUCCGCUUCGUCCGUUCAGGCAAGAAGUGCAACAAUCACGUGCUCAUCACAGGUACUCGACAAGCACCUGACGGAUGCGUGCGAUGGCGGGGUGACAAAUGUCGCAUGUGGUGGUCGCCUUCACGAUGUGUAUGCAGACAUGGAGCUGACAGACAUCCCUCGUCGGCGGACGGACAACGCCAUAGUCUUCGACACCGAGGCGAGCGUCGUCAAGCUCAACACCAACGCAAAAGACGAGCCGGUCGUCAUCAAAAGGUACCCCUUGAACCACCGACAGACUCCAAAACAACCCACAGCCAUUCGCAGAUCUGUGCUCUGUUGUCUUGGUGUGGGCCACCAUGGCGUCUGUCUUUGGUUUGCAGGGAGAAGGGCGUCGAGCGUCAGUGGCACCACUUUUGCCCCGAGUGCGGUCAGCUGGUGGCCUACCAGAGCUGCCAGCUCAACGACAACCCCAGAUACUUCUACCUUGUGGACAAUAACAUCGUGUGGCCGAGGUUCAGAAAGGUACGCACAGUACGCUCACACAUACGGCCGACCAAAGCACGGCCCGCACGAGUCAUUCUAUUCUGUGUGUGUCGUUCCUUCCUCUCAGAGGACUCCGUGGGUGUGCAAGGUGUGCGGGUACGUCAAACGGAUCGGUGACACUACGCAGCGCAGCCAUUGACUCAUUGCUCGCUGUGACGUGACUUGUGUGUGUCUGUCGCCUCCCUCUCUCGCCAGGUAUGUGUGUCGUGACUCGACCCACCUUGAGCAGCACAAGAAGAGCCGGGGCCACGAGAACCAGGAGGAGGGCAGGCAGGACGACCCGGACGCGCCUAUCGCUCCAAGUAAGUAACCGACACUGCCGACAGCUGUCUGUGUGUGUCAUGCCCCUGACUCUCCCUCCCUCCCUCCCUCCCUCCCUCCCGCGCUGCUGUUUCUCUGUGUGUGUGUGUUGCGCGCAGUUAUUGUUGGCUGAGGGCAGACGUUGCUGCAGCGAGCGAGGUGGUGUGUUGGUGUUGGGCUAGGGGAAUGGGUACGCUCUAAAGUGGUGUAAAGAUCUCUCUCUCUCUCUCUCUCUCUCAAGAUCUCUCUCUCUCUCUCCUGUGGCUGGGCUGACACAGCGCUCUUUCUCGUGCCUUGUCGUGUACAGAACAGACAGACAGCCCUUUGCCUUUUCAUUUCGCGCCCGUGUGUGUGUGAACCUGCAUCCCCAUGUCAGUCACUGUAGAGCUGUCCUUGGGUGUGUGUGUGUGUGCAUGUCACGUUCUGACUCGACCAUCCAUCUCUACGACGCUUUUAUACAAACCUGUGGUCGAUAAAUGUGAAGACUCACUGUGGACACGCACACUACAAACUGAGCGGUCGAGUUGAUCCGCCUCGUUUUUAGCUGGUGCGGCGAUAGCGCCCUGACGAGAACAAUCGAUUGAAUGCAGGGAUGGUGGGGCCAUAGCAGCUCGCUGGAACCAAUGACUGACACAGACAAGCAAGGAGACACAGAUGCACAGUGUCACUGGGUGCAUGUGAAGCGUCUUUGGCUGCCUUACAACGUCAGGUCAUCAGCUUGAUUC